This is a messenger RNA of Danio rerio (zebrafish), 1066 nucleotides long. It is a transcript of the gene tnnc1a, whose product is annotated as troponin C type 1a (slow). Gene Ontology annotation, molecular function: calcium ion binding; cytoskeletal protein binding. Lineage: Eukaryota; Metazoa; Chordata; Actinopteri; Cypriniformes; Danionidae. Gene Ontology annotation, cellular component: cardiac Troponin complex. The record is from RefSeq and is marked validated.
CACUAGUGUCGGCACUUCAUCUGAUCUUCUCACAAUGAACGACAUCUACAAAGCAGCGGCAGAGCAACUCACUGAUGAGCAGAAAAAUGAGUUCCGUGCAGCAUUUGACAUUUUUGUUCAGGACGCUGAGGAUGGCUGUAUCAGCACUAAAGAGCUUGGUAAAGUGAUGAGGAUGUUAGGCCAGAACCCUACCCCUGAAGAGCUCCAGGAGAUGAUCGACGAAGUAGAUGAAGAUGGAAGUGGUACGGUGGAUUUUGAGGAAUUUUUGGUCAUGAUGGUGAGGUGCAUGAAAGAUGACAGCAAAGGAAGGCCAGAGGAAGAACUGGCGGAACUCUUCCGUAUGUUUGACAAGAAUGCAGAUGGUUACAUUGACCUUGAUGAACUGAAGCUAAUGCUGGAAGCUACAGGUGAAGCCAUCACUGAAGAUGACAUUGAGGAACUGAUGAGGGACGGAGACAAAAACAAUGACGGAAAAAUUGAUUAUGAUGAGUUCUUGGAGUUCAUGAAGGGGGUGGAAUAGAUGAUGAAGGAAUGUCUUCCUGGUGUUUCUCCUUGUGGAUUGACUACACACACAUUUCGUUUUAUUUUCAUUUAGUAGACGCUUUUAUCAAAAGAAAUGUACAAAUGGGUAAAAGAAGCAACUGUAGCUCAUCGCCACAGCGGAAUGAACUGCCAACUUACCAAGCAUAUAUUUUACGCAGCGGAUGCCUUUCCAGCCACAACCAAUCACUGGGAAACACACACACAUUCACUACGGUCAAUUUUAGCUUAGCCAAUUUACCUGUAACGUGGAAACCUGAGAACAUGCAAACUCCACACAGAAAUGCCAACUGACCCAGCCGAGGCUCGAAUCAGCGACCUUCUUGCUGUGAGGCGAAUGUGCUACUCACUGCGUUUCGCCUGAUAACAACUUUAUGAACAUUAUUUUUUGAAGUUGAUGAACAAUAAAAAUCCUGACAGCCAGUUAGAAUGCAUUCAGAUAUGAAGGGUUUGUACUUUUAAAGUUUACUCUAUUUCUAUGAUUCUUUAUAAAAUGUAAAUAAUAAACAACUGUUUAUCCACUAUA